AUGAGACAAUUUCAGAUCAUAUUAAUUUCUCUUGUUGUUUCCAUAAUAAGAUCUGUUGUUGCAGAUGUGGACAUCACAUCACCAAAGAGUGGUGACUCCUAUUCCGGUAGUUCUGGAUCAGCAAGUAUCAAGAUUGCUUGGGAUGAUUCAGAUGAUUCAGAUUCACCGAAAUCUUUGGCUAAUGCCAAAGGGUACACAAUCUCUUUAUGUGCAGGGCCGACUUCAGAUGGGAAGAUCCAGUGUUUGGAUCCAUUAGUCAAGAAUGAAGCUGUUUCAGACAAAUCUAAAACUGUUUCCAUCAAACAGAAUUCAGUACCUAACGGUUAUUACUAUUUCCAAGUUUAUGUUACUUUCAAUAAUGGAGGUUCCACUAUUCAUUAUUCACCACGUUUCAAAUUAACCGGUAUGUCAGGCCCAACUGCCACUUUGGACGUUACCGAAACAGGAGCAGUGCCAGAGGAUCAAGCUUCAGGAUUUGAUACUGCAACGACCGCUGACUCCAAAUCUUUUACAGUUCCAUAUACCCUACAAACAGGGAAGACGAGAUAUGCACCAAUGCAAAUGCAACCAGGUACCAAAGUUACUGCUACAACCUGGAGUAUGAAGUUCCCAACCAGUACUGUUACUUACUACUCAACAAAGGCUGGAACCCCAAAUGUGGCCUCUACUAUUACACCAGGGUGGAGUUACACAGCUGAAUCUGCUGUCAACUAUGCCAGUGUUGCUCCAUAUCCAACGUAUUGGUACCCUGCCAGUGAAAGAGUGAGUAAGGCCACAAUUAGUGCUGCUACAAAGAGAAGAAGAUGGUUGGAUUGA
Messenger RNA from Candida dubliniensis CD36, 816 nucleotides. It is a transcript of the gene KRE9, whose product is annotated as Kre9p. The transcript has a single exon. Bases 1 to 816 code for a protein of 271 amino acids. Gene Ontology annotation, cellular component: extracellular region. Lineage: Eukaryota; Fungi; Ascomycota; Pichiomycetes; Serinales; Debaryomycetaceae. The record is from RefSeq and is a predicted model, not a curated record. Gene Ontology annotation, biological process: (1->6)-beta-D-glucan biosynthetic process; cell wall biogenesis; fungal-type cell wall organization.